Pochonia chlamydosporia 170 is the source of this 834-nucleotide messenger RNA. Its product is annotated as translation initiation factor 3. NCBI's taxonomy places the organism in Eukaryota, Fungi, Ascomycota, Sordariomycetes, Hypocreales, Clavicipitaceae. Gene Ontology annotation, molecular function: ribosome binding; translation initiation factor activity. The record is from RefSeq and is a predicted model, not a curated record. The coding region runs from base 1 to 834 and encodes 277 amino acids. Gene Ontology annotation, biological process: ribosome disassembly; mitochondrial translational initiation. Gene Ontology annotation, cellular component: mitochondrion. The transcript has a single exon.
AUGAGACCAACUUCACAAUGUCUAUACAACUCCCGCCGAGCUCUGUACCGAGUCUUCAUCUCCGCAUCUGAAGGCUCAGCCGUCCUCACAGUUCCACGACCGAAGCUGUCUCUCCUCCCAACAGUACACAGAAACACCCUCAUCCUGACACAAAUCCGCCGAUACGUUCAUCCCAAACCCACCCGCAAUCGCCGUGGCGAAACCACAGCCACGGCCACCGCCGAACUCGCCCGCUCCGGCCGCGGCUUCGACAAAAACUUCACCACCCAAGAAGACAUUGACCGCUCCGGCCGCGACCGUCCCCCCCAAGACCACGAAAUAACCGAUCCCAAAAUCAUGGUUCUUGACAACGGCACCACAGAAGGACCCCUCACCACAUCCUAUGUCCUCACGAAGCUGGAGCCCCAUGAAUCUCUGCGCAUGAUCCAUCCCUACGUCCCCGCCGACAAGGAGAAAGAAACAAGACCAGUAUACGCCGUAUGCAAAAUCGUCAACAAACGCGACGAGUAUGAGCGCCAGAAGCAAGUCAAGGAGAAUAAGAAGGCUGGCGCGGGGAAGCCCAAGACGAAGGAGUUGGAGAUGACGUGGGCGAUUGGCGAGCAUGACAUGACGACCAAGUUGAGGCAGAUGGGGCAGUUUUUGGGGAAGGGCAUGAAGGUGGAGAUUUUGGUGGCGAAGAAGAAGGGCGGGAAGAAGCUUGAUGGGAAGGAGGCUGAGGGUGUGGUGAGGAGGAUACGGGAGGAGAUUGAGAGCUUGGGGGCGAGGGAGGUGAAGAGUGCGUCGGGGGAGAUUGGGGGGUCGUAUAGGUUGUUUGUGGAGGGGAAGCAGAAGUAG